This is a messenger RNA of Diversispora eburnea, 2067 nucleotides long. The record is from the annotation of a GenBank genome assembly. Lineage: Eukaryota; Fungi; Glomeromycota; Glomeromycetes; Diversisporales; Diversisporaceae.
AUGCGAAUAAAACUCGAAUUUGAAGAAUUGUUAAAUACUCAACGCGUCUGGUUUUCCAUAACUGAACAAAGGAAGCAUGAUUCAAUAAAAAAUUUGGAAAAAUUCAUUACACGUGUAUUUCAUUUGGAGGGCAUAUGUCCAAAUGGUAUCAUUUUGGAAUUGGAUGAAUUUAGACUUUUUCCAGAUUCAGAGGUCGGUGAUUUGAUCAGAGAAGACAAUUUAAUUAGGCAGAAAGUACUUUCAGAGAAAAACAUACGUCCUUCUUUACAAGUUUUCCAAAAUAAAUCUAACAUUAAUAAACGUGAUGAAUCAAGAAAAAUUGAAAUUGAUAAAUGUGACGAAUCAAGAAAAUCCGAAACCAAUAAAUAUGAUGAAUCAAGGAAAUCUGAUACCGAUAAACAUGAUGAAUUAAGAAAAACUGAUAAAUUGUUGUGGGAAUCAUCCACUAAAAAGAGAAAAAAUAAUGGGUCAAUUAAUAAUCAUAUUGAUUCUUCUUCAGAAUCUGAUUUAUCAACUGGGAAUACUAAGAAAUUUAAAACUAAUAUAAUUGAUUAUCCUAAUGGCGAUCAAAUAAUAAGAGAGGUUAAUGGAAAAAGCAAAGGUGUGGGAAUAGUACAUAAUUAUCAUAAUUUUAAUUCUUCAUCAUUAUCGAAUAAUGAAAAUAGUCAAGAUACUUUAACAUCAAUAGAAACUUCUAUUAAUUCUUCAUCAAUGAAUGAGAUUGGUGUAAAUCAAUUAGAAAAAGAAUCAAGUGAUGAAAUGGAAACAAGUGAUUCUGAAGAUAGUGAAAAUAAUGGAGAUAGUAAUGAUUCUAGUAACGAUAUCUCAAUUGAUCAAUUAUCAGGUUUAACGGAUAAAAUUCAUCAUUCUAUGGAUAUUGCGGAUAAAUGGAUUCAUAAAUCUAAUGGUAUAAUAAAUUCAAGUAUUAUUUCUGAAUCGAAAUCUACAGAAAGUCAACAAGAUCAACAAGGGCAACAAGAAUUAACCCCUAAAAAAAGUACGCAAGCAAGAAAUCAAAGAAAAAAAAAUGCCCUGAAAAAGAGAGAAGAAAUGAAUAAAAAAAUGUUGUCAUUAUCAAAUGAAAUUAGUAAAACUAAUUCACUUAAUUCCGAAAAUUCCAUUUUAAAAGAUCAAUCAUAUUCUAAUUCAUUUCAUAUUGAUGAAAAUCAAGGAAAUACCAGUAAUAUUUCAAUUGGGAAAGCGUUUACUGAAACAAAUGUUAUCCAAGAUACAAUUGUCACAUCUAAUUCAAAUGAUAAUUCUCAAAAAUCAAAUGAUUCUUCACUUUCUAAAUCGUCUAUAAAGUUGAAACCACCAAUGUCACUUUCUACAACUUCUAAUAAAAAAAAAGGAUAUUUUCAAGAUAUGAAGAAUAGAACACCUAUUCAUUAUAGAUUUACAGGUGCAGAAGAAAUUCAAGAAGGAAAGGAAAAUUCCGGUACAUCUCAAAAUAUUGUCGUAGAUUCCGAAGAAACACCAUCAAUCAAAUCUACUAAUAAUAAGAAUGAUGAUGAAUAUGAUGACACAAAUUUAGGAAUAAUUGAUGGACACGAAACUCAACAACUUCCUUUACCACGUGCCAUAAUAACAAGAGUUGACAUUUCAAGUCAAAAACAAAAUAGCCAAUUACAGAAUAAUGGAAAUAAUGUGCAGCCAAAUCUAGGCGAAAAUAAUGUAAAUAAUCGAAAUACCAAAAACAACAACAUCGUUCAGACUACACAAGAACAAGAUAUUAAAAAAGUUGAAUUCGAAAAAAUGGAAUUAUAUCAAGGUCGACCCAAUAUUAAUGAUGUUAUUGCGUAUAAGGUUUUAGAAUUUUCGCAGUUAACUUGUACACCGGAACUUUCCUCUUAUGAGAUUGUUGGUUAUGAUCCUAUAGCAAAUAAAGUAACACUUGUGAGAUGUAAAAAAUUAGACAAACAAACUGUUACGUCACGUAACAAAUUUCAACUUGAAGGAUUAGAUGAUGAAUUCAUUCUUGAUGAUCAAGAAUCAAGGAUUGGAGUCUUUACUAUUGGAUGGGAUGAACUACAUCAAGUUAGGAAGGUUGUUAGAAAUGAAAAAUGA